UAAAGAAUAAAUUGUUUACUGACGAAAAUCAAAUUAAGGGCAAGGUUAAGUGACAAAAUUGUCAUAACACCUGAAAUUACGCGGGGAGGGAUCCUCAAAAAUGCAGCCCAGGCCAAGACCUUCAAAACUCUGAUUUGAGACAUGCAUUCUUUUUGAUUUUCUUAGUGGUCUUAAGACGUCUAUUUUAUUAUUAAAAUGUUAAUUGAAACAAAAAGAAAAAUCUAUGUAUUGACUAUUGUUGGAAAAUUUUGGAAAUUAUUUUCAACAUCCAUUGUACACGUAAAGGGAGCAGAAGCCAGGGUACGAUUUGUUGAUUUUGGAAUUUUGGCUCUUGCAAAUUUCAAACUUUCGAUUCAAUUAUUUUUAUUUAACUUUUAGGUCUAGUUUUAUUAACUUACAGAAUCAUGCAUGAAAAUAAGAUUUACUUUUCAUAUAAUUAUUAAUGAUUUGAAAAUAGAUUGUUUAAAUCUGGCAGCAUGAAUUGUAAAUUGCAUUUUGCACGAGCUUAUCAUCAUGAUUUAUUUGUAUAUUUAGACCUGUAAGGCCUACAUGGGCAUAUUAUCAUUUUCUGUAAAACUGGCUGCAUGGCAUUUAAACUGUAUUUUUUUUAAGAUACACAAAUAUGGAGAAACAGUCACAGUUUUCAUAAUUCUAGCAAACCAUGCAUAGUUAUCAUGGGUUUUUUAAGAGCCUGCUUGAAACUAUGUAAGUUGGACGAGGGCUUGAAACAUUUUCUUAUCCUGUGUGUUAUCACAACCGUUGUUCUUCCCAUGAUUUGCACUUCAUUACGAGACUCGAUUUUUUAUAUAAAACCAAUUAACGUAGAUAAAGAAAAAAAACUUUUGAAAAUCAUUGAUUCUAAAAGAUUAAAUGAAAGUCUACGAAUUCUAAAUCUUUCUAAUUCUAAAAAUAUUUAUGAUGGAAGGCCACGUCAUUCUCUGUUUAAAAACCAAAACAUUGACAUAGGUGUCACGAUCAUUACAGUUUCCCGAAACAGACACCAAUUUGAUUUGUAUGAACCAAAGUAUUUAACGCAAGUAGCCGGGAAAAUUGUAUCCUUACUAAAAGAUCCAGCAUUAAAUAAAACCUAUGCUGUUUUUCUGUGCAAUGUAGAUCCUGAUCCAAAUUCAUACACUGAAAUAUCCCCACUUUCAAGAAUACUCCCAACAUUUCAACGUUUCAAUGCAAAAAUACCCCAACAUGUACAUAUUUUGGAGAAAGAAAAACAGGAUUAUUUAUUUUGUUUGAACGAAACAAUGAACAGGAAAGCGAAUUAUACAUUUCUGAUUGAGGAUGAUGCGUACCCAGAUGAUAGGUUAUUUUCUGUCCUGGAACAUGUCAUAGAUAAUAGAAUUGAGAAUAAGUUCUCCGAAUGUAAGUCAAAAGUUCGUGAUGUAACUUAUGUUAAAUUUUACCACCCUACACGGUUACUGGGAUAUUACAGUUUGGAAGUGGAAAGGAUUCUAGAGUUAAUAUCAAUCAGUGUUUUAUUUGGAACCAUAAUGUGUCAAAGUUACGCGUACCUUUAUAUCAAAUCAAAAUACAGCAUGAACAAAAUGUGGUUCCUGUUUACAGUUUAUUCCUGCCUGGUUGCCAUAGCAAUCGGACGUCAGAACAUCAUGGAAUUUCGACGCGUUUCUAGUAGUUUAUUUCAAGUGACACCUGCACCCUCCUGUUGCACACCAGCCUUAUUAUUUACACAACAUGGAGGUCAAAAGGUCAUGGAAUAUAUGCAGAAUGUAAGAUGUAGAUAUAAUUAUGCUAAAGAUAUGGUUUUAGAAGAUGUUAAACGCAAACAUGGACUGGUUGGUCUAUUAGUUCAACCCAAUUUAUUUAAACAUAUAGGACUUUAUUCAUCUUUACGAUCAAAGGUUUUAGAUCCAUUCAUUGUCUAAUCUAUUUCAUUUAUUUCCUAUAAAGUGGCUCAGUGAAUAAGAUGCUGGCUCACUUCCCAGUAGCUUGGUGAUUCCAUUCUGGUCUUGGUCGAGAAAGGUUCACUGGUUUUCCCAUAUCAAUGGUGCAGGACCCAAUCAGUUUAAAACACAGAUCCUAUUUCGUUUUGUUUUUAUAGUUCAAAAUUUCGUUUUACUUGUCUUUACUACACUUGGAUCUGGAAGAGUUGUUAUUUAACUUGUGUUCUGAAUGGUGUCGGGGAUAAGCCAAUGAAACGGUCUGUUAUGGCGAGCUUUAGGCGUGUUUUCACGGAACUGUGGGUAAUCCACUCGUAACAUCAAUGCUGAUUGGUUAAUCAAAUAUCUGACGUCAUAGGGUCAUAAGUCGAUCUUUUGACCCCUGACGUGACCUAUCGCUAUAACUUGUCAGAUCUUCAUGUAGUGUAGGCCAUCGAAAGUAUAAAAAAAACGUAAUGAAAUAUAGAUCUGUAUUUUAAUCAAAUUGGCAGGACGGAGCGAUGUCUCUUGUCAGUGGUGCAGGACGACUGGGCCUGGCAAAUGGCAAGGAACAGCAAUUAGUGAGCCUGGUCAUUCAAAUGAGACGAAAAAGCGGGCUACAUUUCACGGGGGAUUUACAAAUUCAAAUUAUCUGUCCGUGAUGAUUUGAUUGGCUAUGUGGGUUUUUUCUACGAACCAAUCAAAAACAGAUUACACACGAGUCUUAACAUCAUUGUUUAUCUUCACCACAAUACAGCAGCUUGUACGUUCAGUUUUGAGAAACGUGACUUCCUGCUUAGUGAGCCAGCGCCUUACUCACUGAGGCACUACAGCCCCCGCCUCAUUGAAAGUAAAUAAUAAAUGAUAAAAUUGUUCUUCUCAAGAAAAUACCAAAUUAAACAGACUUUUUCUCUAGGUUGAUGAUGUAAUAUGUUAACCUCAGAUAUCCAGAUAAUUUAACAAUUUACAACAUUAACACAGUUUUUAUAAGCCCACAUUUCUUUGUGGGUGUGUAUUACACUGUCACCCUGUCCGUCAGUCUUAUUAACAUGUUAUUUCUGUAUAGCUAUAUGUUUUAACCCUUUAAGUAAAAAUGACAAAAAAAAAGUAAUUAUUUUAUACAACUGAAUAGAGGAAUUCAAGAUCUUUCCAAAUAUAUACACAUUUGUAUGAUCUAUUCAUAAAUUUAAAGAGUUACAGGAUAUAUUCUUAACUAUAUGCUUUUCCUAGUCGAAACCCAGAAACAAUCCGAUAGUUACAAGGUUAACAUAUUACACAGAAAGUUAACAGCAUUUGCUGUGUUUUAAGCUUAAAUUCUUUGAAAUUUUAAUUUUAUAAGAUGUAAAUACACUGACAGUUCUGUUCCCAAGCCAGUAACUUUUUCGCUGCCAGCCAGUCAGGACAGGUUGACAUGACUGAAUCAAAAGCCCUGAUAGACACUGCUUGGAAUUAUCAAAUACAGUUUUGUCUUAUGUUUCUGGCAUGAACGGACAAAUUUAGAUGGCUGUAAGUUGAGCUUUGCAUGGCGGGUUAGAUGGCCGAAUGGUUAGCAUGUGCGUGCUGUAUCAUAAGGUCUGUUAUUGAGUCAACCCGAUUUCCCUCUUUCUCUGAGCUUUGCAUGUUAUUUGGUUUUCAAUCAAGGGUUUAGAACAAGAAUAUUUUGUCCAGUAGCUUAAACAUAUUUUCCAAUCAAGGGUUGUAUGUGAAAGAAAGAUUAGGUAACGUUUAGUGCAAUUUGUUUUAAUUAACAAAAGUAUUAAUUAUAAGAUUUUUCUGGUUCUGAUUUUCAGUGCCGCUCGGAAAUUUUAAAACCGGCAAAAACCUAAAAGGGUAAAAAAAAAAAAAAUGUUGAUCAACCUGUAUUUUCUUAAUCUGAUUAAAACACAGAUCCUAUUUAGUUAAAAAAAAUUUGUUAUGGGAUCUGGAAGAGUUGUUAUAUUACCGGUGUUUUGGUUGAAGUGAGGGAUUAGUCAAUAAACAGUCUUUUACGGGGGAGUUCUUUUAGUGUUUGAUGUACGGAACUGAGGAUAAACCACUAGAAACGUCAGCGCUGAUUGAUUAAUCAAUGUCUGACAUCAUAGGGUCAAAAGGUGCUCGUACACCCCCCGAUACGACCUUCCAGUACAACCGGUGAGAUCUUCAUGUAGUGUAGGCCAUCGAAAGAUUAAAAAAUCUCUAUCUUAAUCAGAUUGGUAUUGUAUGUAUGGAUAUGUUUUGAAUUGUUUUUUAAUUUGACUUUCUUUUUUUGUGUAAUAUAUAAAUAUAAAAUAUUAUCUAAUUAGAUUGUUAUUCACCAGUUAAUAUGAAAUCUAGAGAUCUAUAUGUUAUUAUUGUUAUUUACCAAUAUGUAUCAUAUCUAUAUGUUAUUAUUGUUAUUUACCAACAGGUGUUUUAUGAAAUACCAUCUUAUUGUGUUCUGUGUGCAGUAUAUGUUGUUAUUGUUAUUUACCAACAGGUGUUUUAUGAAAUACCAUCUUAUUGUGUUCUGUGUGCAGUAUAUGUUGUUAUUGUUAUUUACCAACAGGUGUUUUAUGAAAUGCCAUCUUAUUGUGUUCUUUGUGUAGUACUGUAAUCGGUAUAAAUGUAAAUAUUAUCUAAUUAUUACCUGUUAUAUUGGCCAUUCAAUAUGUCAUAUUAUCUAAUUACCUCCUGAUAUUGACCAGUGAAUAUAUCAUAUUAUCUAAUUACUACCUGUAUAUUAGUCAGUCAAUAUGUCAUAUUACCUAUUUACUCCCAGUUAUAUUUGCUAUUGACUGGUCAAUGUUACUGUUUUAAAGCAGCUAAACCUUUAUUCAGAUAACUUGAAUGCAAAUUGAUUUGUAUUAAAUUUCUUAAACUGUUAUUCUAAUUUUUUUAUCAGUAAUGUGUACUUAAUAUUGGAUAUCAGAAGCCCACAUUAUUGAAUUCAUGUCAGAAUAUUAUGGAUAAUAUUGGGUUAUUAUAAAUAUUUAAGUGAGGGUGGGGGGGAUAUUUGUUGGUUUUUGUCUUGUUUAUUUUGAUUUUAAAAACUGGGUGUUUGUGGUACUUAAUAGAAAUUGACACAAAUGGGUCGCAACGCAUAUAAUAUGUAAUAUGAAUGUAUAUAAACUGAUUUACAUUCAAUCAUUUCUGUUUUUACUGUAAUUUCAAAUUAGUUAUGUUCAGCGAAAUAUGCCAGAAGUCUCAAUCGAAUGGCAAUCUCAAGCGUCUGGUUAUUCCAAUCUACAACGAUAGUAUUUAUUGCGCAACGUCUCCAGGUAAGAAUAUGAGGUCACCGUUUUACAUGACUUGUGGAAUAUGUCUAGCCUUGUUUCUUUGAGUCGCUUGUUACAAAUGGUGUUGAAACGCAUCAUAGUACACGAUUCGUGUACCAAUGGUAAAAUGUUUAUUUUGUUUUAAAUAUUGCUGUCAGAAUCCCAUCGUUUCCCGGUAAGAUCACAAAAUCAAUGUUGAUUUAAAUUGACAAAUAAUUUGUGUUUUCAAUGUCAAAGACUUUGGAUGAUAUUGAGUUAGAGACUUAGCUACUUUAAAAUUGGUAUCUAUAUAUAUAUAUGUAUAUAUAUUUAUAUAUAUAUAUAUAUUUUUAUUAUUUUAAGUAAAUGAAUAACUUCUAUUAAAAUGUGUCCAUCUCUCACUGGUGUAUAAAUCUCUAUUUUCUGAAUAAUGUUGUUAAAUCUACAGGAAAAUAUGGCUGUGUAUUGACUGGGGGAUAAAAGUUGAUUUUUUGAUUAUUUUUUUUAAGAACUCAGUUCUGUGACUAAAUUCCUUUUCUAUUAAAUAUGAAGGACAGUAAUUAUCUUUAAUGCAAUUUUACCUAAUUAAUGGCACAAAAUCAAAAUCAACCCUUUUAUAUUUUUUGAAAUAUCUUUUUAUAUACAUGUAUAUUUGUUAUUCACACCAAUAUAUUUAGUAUUUGUACUUUAACCAUAAUAUAUAUCCUUCGUGUAUAUUACUAAUUGAUUCUAACCAUAAUAUAUAUCGUUUAUGUAUAUUACUAUUUGAUUUUA
Molecule: messenger RNA, 5875 nt
Organism: Patella vulgata (common limpet)
Lineage: Eukaryota; Metazoa; Mollusca; Gastropoda; Patellidae
Product: post-GPI attachment to proteins factor 4-like
Exons: 1
Coding region: 675-1895 (406 amino acids)
Biological process (GO): GPI anchor biosynthetic process
Cellular component (GO): Golgi membrane
Molecular function (GO): glycosyltransferase activity
Source: RefSeq, a predicted model, not a curated record